Nicotiana attenuata is the source of this 2524-nucleotide messenger RNA. Its product is annotated as nucleobase-ascorbate transporter 7-like. Gene Ontology annotation, cellular component: membrane. The record is from RefSeq and is a predicted model, not a curated record. NCBI's taxonomy places the organism in Eukaryota, Viridiplantae, Streptophyta, Magnoliopsida, Solanales, Solanaceae. The transcript is spliced from 14 exons. Bases 672 to 2273 code for a protein of 533 amino acids. Gene Ontology annotation, molecular function: transmembrane transporter activity. Gene Ontology annotation, biological process: transmembrane transport.
AUUUUUGUUACACUUCAAAUUUGAAAUGUAUAUGAAAAAAAAUUAGAAAAAUGCAUGUUCAGAUUAAUAUUCUGGUACAGUAGCUAGGACAAUGGAGUUUGCUAUGGAGAGAUGCUUUUUUACUUUAUCUUUAACGUGUGAGAAGAAAAAAGGAAUGGUUUAAGACUCUGCAUUACCCCAAAUUCACAAAAAUCAAUUAAAAUUAUUUUGAAGUUUGAAAAAAAAAAAAAAGAUUCUCUCUUGGAAGUGUUGCAGAGACUACUUUGGUUUCUUUUUCACUGUCUGUCCUUUUCUUUCUUUCUUGUUUGCUUAGCAUAAGCCAUCUUCACAUUUACUUUAUUUUAAAAAUAUUUUCUCUGUUUUCUUCAAGAGGGUGUUUAGCAUUUUGGUUGUGUACUAUAAUAUCAACUUGGGGUGCACUUCUCUUUCUUGCUUCUUCAGUAAAACAUAAAAAAGCUCAAAUCUUUACAAGAUUAUGGUACUACUGCAUUCAAAGAAACCACAUUUUCUUAGUAGAUUCUUGAAUAUGAUGAGUGUGGGUUUUUGGGGAUUGUGUUAUCUUGGUUUUUGUGGGGUUUGAGUUUUGUGCAGCAUUGUGUGAAGGGACUUUGUUUAAGGUUUUGAGAGCUAAGUGAGUGAAGAAAAGAAGAAGGAGAAGAAGAAGCAGAGGAAUGGCAGGAGGUGGAGCAGCACCACCACCAAAACAAGAUGAGAAUAUACCACAUCCUGUGAAAGAUCAGCUUCCUAAUGUUUCUUACUGCAUUACCAGUCCUCCUCCUUGGCCUGAGGCCAUAUUACUUGGUUUUCAACAUUACAUUGUUAUGCUUGGCACAACCGUACUCAUCCCUUCAACUCUGGUUCCCCAAAUGGGGGGUGGAAAAGAAGAGAAAGCAAAGGUGAUUCAAACCUUGCUCUUUGUUGCUGGUUUGAAUACACUAAGUCAGACUUUGUUUGGUACAAGACUACCUGCUGUUAUUGGUGGCUCUUAUACUUUUGUGCCAACAACACUUUCGAUCGUCUUGGCUGGUCGAUAUAGUGAUGUUUUGACCCCUCAGGAGAAAUUUGAGAAGAUAAUGCGAGGGAUUCAGGGUGCUAUAAUUGUAGCUUCAACUCUUCAGAUUGUUAUUGGCUUUAGUGGCCUAUGGCGGAAUGUGACAAGGUUCAUCAGUCCACUCUCCGCAAUUCCAUUGGUAGCUCUAUCAGGAUUUGGAUUAUACGAAUUUGGGUUUCCUCUGGUGGCAAAAUGUGUGGAAAUUGGAUUGCCACAGCUUAUCGUUCUCUUAAUCUUUUCACAGUACAUACCCCAUAUGAUGAAAGGGGAUAGGCAUGUCUUUGAUCGGUUUGCUGUUAUAUUCUCCGUCGUGAUUGUAUGGGUGUAUGCUCACAUUCUCACUGUCGCUGGAACUUACAAAAAUUCACCAAUGAAGACUCAGCUUAGCUGUAGAACUGAUCGUGCUGGAAUUAUCAGUGGAUCUCCAUGGAUUAGAGUUCCUUAUCCAUUUCAAUGGGGAGCUCCCACAUUUGAUGCUGGAGAAGCAUUUGCAAUGAUGGCGGCUUCACUUGUUGCUCUUGUCGAGUCUACUGGUACAUUCUUUGCCAUGUCAAGGUAUGCCAGUGCAACUCCUAUACCUCCUUCUGUCCUUAGCCGUGGUGUCGGUUGGCAGGGUGUGGGCAUAUUGUUCUCAGGAAUAUUUGGAACCGGAAAUGGCUCAUCUGUAUCUCCAGAAAAUGCUGGCUUACUCGCAUUAACCCGCGUUGGGAGCAGGAGAGUGGUUCAAAUAUCCGCUGGUUUCAUGAUCUUCUUCUCAAUUCUUGGGAAAUUUGGAGCUGUCUUUGCAUCAAUCCCUGCACCAAUAGUUGCAGCAUUGUAUUGUCUCUUCUUUGCCUAUGUUGGUUCAGCUGGUCUAAGUUUUCUGCAGUUCUGCAACUUAAACAGCUUUAGAACAAAGUUCAUUCUAGGAUUCUCAGUUUUCAUGGGCUUAUCCAUUCCACAAUACUUCAAUGAAUAUACAGCAAUAAAUGGAUAUGGUCCUGUUCAUACUAGAGCUAGAUGGUUCAAUGACAUGAUCAAUGUGCCCUUCUCGUCGGAACCAUUUGUUGCUGGUUUAUUGGCAUUGUUCCUAGAUGUAUCACUGCAUAAAAAGGACGCUGCAACACGGAAGGAUAGGGGCAUGCCAUGGUGGGAUAAGUUCAAGUCAUUCAAGACAGAUACAAGAAGUGAAGAGUUUUACUCAUUGCCCUUCAAUCUCAACAAGUUUUUCCCCUCUGUAUGAUUGAAAGGAAUAUAUAGAUAAUCCAAACUUUAUAGUCCCUCAAUAGCUCAUUGUGGGUAUGAAUAUAUUAACCAAACAUUUUCUGCUGCCCUGAGUUUUCUGUAACUCGGGAAAGAUUAAGCAUAUGAGUGACUUGUUUACUCAACAGUCCACUCCUAAUGCUGUUUGUUAGAGAGCUAAUGUAGUUGGAUCUUGAUACAAGUAUAUUCACUAAAUCAAUUAAAAGUCCUACAAAAAAUAUCAUUUGGUUA